GUACAACAACAACACCAAGAAGCAGUGAAAGAGGUGAAUCAAGCCAUGGCAGUGCGCAUGAAAGCCAGCAAAGAUUUAAAACGACUGACAGAAGAACGUAAUGCUGCAAUGCAGGAGUACAGCUUGAUAAUGAGUGAACGAGAUACUGUACAUAAAGAGAUGGAGAAGCUUAGUGAUGACUUGGCUCAGGCUUUUAAGAAGAACAAGACAUUGGAAGGGGAGAGCAAGGAAUUGGUGGAGGAGAAAAAAGCCUUGAGCUACCAAGUGGAAACGCUUAAGAGGGAGAUUGCAUCUGCAUUGCAUGACAGGGACAAGGCUCUAAAGGAAUGCAAUGACCUGAGGGAGAAGUUUGGAGGUUUUGCUGCUGCUGCCGCCCAAGAGGAGGGCUUGCUUCUGGCCAGGGAAGGUGGAGUGGGGGGGCGUACAGCUCGCCUGGCCCGUGGAGACCAUGACUUUGGGCGAUCGGGAGUUGGGGGACGCGGCGAAGAAGACGGCGGGCUUGGCGGCGGUGGUGGUGGACGCACAGGCAAUUCUGGGGGCCAGUAUGGACAGCGGGAGCGAAUGGAUAACCUGGACCAAGCCAACCUUGAGUUGGACAGACUGCGUAAACAAGCUGACAAGUUGACUUCUGAACUGCAGGAGGCCCUUCAAGAAGCGGAGGUGUCGAAAAGACGCAGAGAUUGGGCAUUUGCAGAACGGGACAAAAUAGUAUUAGAACGUGAGAGCAUACGCACCUUAUGUGACCGACUGAGACGAGAACGAGACCGUGCAGUAUCAGAUCUUGCUGCUGCAUUACGAGACUCUGAUGAUAUUAAAAAACAACGAAAUGAAGCAUCCAAGGAAUUAAAAGAUCUGAAGGAGCGAAUGGAAGCAGAACAGGAGAAAGAGGCCCGUGUUCAACAUUUUCACUCCUUGGGCCACAACCACAGUCAUGAUUCUGCUAUUGAUGCUGACUUACAUGAAUGGGAAACUGAAAUUCUGGAUAUGGAUUUGAGUGGCUUAGCUUCAGAUGAUGAUCUUGGCUUUGAUCUAGUGGGAGGCAGGGAUGAUCCUCAGUACCCCAAUGACAGUGGCAUUUAUGUUUCUUCAGUCACCAAAGGUUCUGUAGCUGAUGGGAAGCUGAAGGUCAACGACUGCAUCAGCCGUGUCAACAACUUAGACUGCAGUAAUGUGAGCAAACGCAUGGUGGUUGAGACUGUGCGUGCCAGUAGUGGUGGGCGUGCCAGUGUGGUGGUGCGCCGCCGCCGCCUCGGUGCUCGAUGUCUGUGCACUACCCAGCUGCAGCUGUCGCAACAGUCAGCAGGCACUGCUGAGCAUGGUCUGGCUCUAGAAACUGGCUUCUACAUCUGCCGCAUUUCUCCUGGAUCCCUCGCUGCAAACGAGGGGAACUUAGCAGUUGGAGAUCGUGUACUCAGUGUAAGAGCGGGGAAGGAGUCUGGCGCGGAGAAGAACGGCGGCACAUGGCCCAAGGCGCGCCACGGGCCGUUGCUGGAGGCAGCGGCCGGCACGGGCACCAUUGUGCACCCGCGCCGCCACAAGGAGCGCGUGCCGUUGUCUGUGCUGGUGGGCGAGGCAGUGGGCGUGUCGGCGCCGGCGCCGCCCGCGCACCCGUCUCACCCUUCGCACCCGUCGCUCCCGUCGCACUCGUCACACUCGUCACACCCGUCGCACCCGUCGCACCCGUCGCUGGCCGCGCACGCCGCCCAGCCACAGCCCCAGCCGCCGCCCGGCCAGGCGCUGCCCUCCUGCUGCAGCCAACACGAGCGUCACGACGCCCGCCUGCGCGCCGCCGCCGCCCUCUCACCCUCCGACACUAGCAUCGACUUCAGCGUCAAGUCCGGCGGCGUCGGCAAGGAGCGCCAGCGAAACGAAUAUAAGAUGGCGUAUGGUUGGCAGGUGAUGGAGUACUACGUAAAGAAGAAGGGUAGUGGCAGUAGCAAGUACUCCGGGGGCGGCGGCGUGGACGGCGACGUCAGCCCUGUGGAGGCCUUGCACGCGCAGCUGUACGGCGGGAGCGGCGGAGGCGGCGGGGGCGCGAGUGGCGGCGGGGGCGGUGGAGGCGGCGGGGGCGGCUCGGCGUCUGUGGGCGGCGGGCGAUCGCUGCCCCACUACCCCUUCGUGGCGUCGAGCGGGCGGUUCGGCGUGGGCGUGGGCGGGGCGGCGAGCGAGGCCGCGGCGCUGGGGCUGACGGCGGCGCACGUGGGCGCGUGCUGCUUCGAGCCGCAGUUCCUGCACGGCCACUCGCCCAGCGCCGACCUGCACUUCCACGGCCACAAGGCGGCCACGGUGGGGGUGGGCGCGCGCGGCUUGAUGCUGGGCGCGCACGCGCACUCGCACCCGGCCACGGCGGCCGCCGCCGCCCACGCCGCCUACCACCACGAGCUGGCGGCUCUCGCGGGCUACCACCACUACGACGAGAUCGUGCCCGGCGGCGUCGGGGUCGGCGUCGGCACCUUCCCCAGGAAGAAGGAGAGCCAGCGCAUCAGAAUUCCAUCCAAUCCCAGUGUAACCAGCAAAGUAUCCAAUGGCAGCAUAGAGCGUGCAGUGUCGGAUCGGGGUUCUCCCAUGCCCACAUUUCAUGUGGAGGUUCUGAAUCCUGGGGGUGGCAAGAGGGGCUCCCUUCCAGAGUACUGUUUUCCUCGCUCCAAAUACAUCUGGCAGUUGGCAGGCUCCCCAACCAUCAUUCCCCCGGCACGUUCACCUGUGCCCAUUGGAUCUCUCCCUACUCGGCAGCCUGCUCCUGGCGAGUUAAGGCGGAUUAAUAUCAACAAGAGUGCAGAGCCUCUGGGAAUUCAGAUUUCUCAUUUGGAAAGUGGGGGAGUGUUUGUGUCAUCAGUUUCUGAAGGUAGCUUGGCUGCACAAGCAGGUCUAUGUGUUGGUGAUCAGCUUUUAGAAGUAUGUGGCAUAAACAUGCGAUCUGCUACGUACAAGCUAGCUGCCAAUGUGUUGAGACAAUGUGGGGAUUCUAUCACUAUGUUGGUGCAGUACAGCCCAGACAAAUACCAUGAGUUGGAGGGCUCGCUGAGCUCAGGUAGUGAGGGAGGGGCAGGCAGCCGGUCACGCUCUGGUUCCCCAACACCCUGCAAUUCUCCAGAGCUUCCUCGUAAACCGGCCCCUCAGUCGGUAGUGUCAGGGGAGCCACCCAGCACCCUCGCACGAUCACCCAUGAGCCAAGCCGUAGCUUCACUGGCAUCCAGGGCUCCAUCCUCUUCAUCUGGAAGCAAAACACCUGGAAAACGUCGUAUUAAAUUCAAGAAUUCAGAAGCCGGCAGCGGCAGGGAGCCUAGGUACCUGUUUAUGGAGACUCGCAAAUGCUCUAACUUGGGCAUCAGCCUGGUAGGAGGGAAUGCUGUGGGCAUCUUUGUGCACAGUGUGCAGCCUGACUCUGUUGCCCAUGCCUCUGGUUUGAGGACUGGAGAUCAAAUUUUGGAAUAUAAUGGUACCGAACUUCAACAUGCUACUGCUGAAGAAGCAGCUUAUGAAUUGGCUAAACCUGCUGACAAAGUCACCCUGCUUGCUCAAUAUGACCUAGAGAGAUACAAUGAAAUAAAAGAUAAGCCUGGUGACAGCUUUUACAUUCGAGCUCUGUUCGACCGCUCUGGCAGCGAAAGUGGAGUUGGCAGCACCAACAGUUCCAGCAGUGGUAUUGGCGAGUCUAUGCAGUUGCGCUUCCGCAAAGAUGAUGUAUUAUACGUUGACAAUACCAUGUUUAAUGGUGUUCCCGGACAUUGGCGUGCGUGGCUCGUGGGAGAGGAUGGUCUUCGAGUACACUGUGGCAUCAUCCCUUCUAAGUACAAAGUGGAAGAAGAGCUUUUACUCCGCCGUUCUUUGGGAGACUUGGACACUGAUGGUAGUGGGCGUCGUGGUGCCACAUCAGCCCGACGGAGCUUCUUUCGCCGCAAGAAACCUGGGCGAGGGUCGUCUCGUGAUUCAAAAGAGUUGGCCAGUUUUUCAUCAGUGAGCCUCGGUUGGUACAGUGAGGGUGGAGGUCUCGCAGAUGCAGAGGCUGAGGCCGCGGCCCUGUGCUCCUAUCAGCGGGUGGAACGCUUGGACCAGCCUGCCCCGCGGCCUGUUCUAAUCGUGGGUCCUCUGGCAGACUGUGUGACAGACAAACUACUUCAGGAUUUCCCUCUAGAUUUCAAUCGCUGUGUCCCAGAAUUGAUGCAGUGUUCUCAGGCUGUCAUGGAGAAAGGCUUGGCAGAGCAUGUAUUUGUUGAUUUUCGACGCAAAGGCAGCUUCUUUGAAUGCACUACAGCUGCUGCAGUCAAAGACAUCUGUGAGAAGAACGUGCAUUGUGUGUUGGAUGUGAGCUUACCUUCUGUGGAGAAGCUCCACGCCCAUCGCCUUUACCCCAUAGUGCUGCUGAUCAAAUUCAAGUCAACCAAGCAGAUUCGGGAGGUAAAGGAUACCCGCUACCCGCUGGACAAAGUUUCAGCAAAAGCUGCCAAAGAGAUGUACGAGCACACACUAAAAUUGGAACUGGAGCAUCGUCAUCUAAUCUCAGCUGUAAUCCCAGCUGGAGUAAACGUGGCUUACAUGUGCACCCAAGUGAAAGCCGCUGUUGAUACUGAACAGAAGAAGGUAUUAUGGGUGCCCUGUGGGAGCUUGUGACACGCAAGAUCCCGCCGGUCACGGCGGACUGCUCCUCUCCCAGGAAACGAGUAUUACUGGCCUACGCUGUGAGCUUCCAUCUCAGCGCUUCCAGGCAAAACCUGGGCAGAUUCUGGGUGCUAUGAAAUGAUGAACUCUUGAACAUUUGCUGUGGGGAAAUAUUCAUAAACAGGGUUUCAGGAAAAAAACAGUGUUGUUAAAGGUCAGAUCCUAGUUAGUGUCAGAGUUGGGCACACUAAUAAGUAUCUAGUGAAUUAGAUUAAUUUGAUUAGCUAGCUAAGCUAGGACCUAAUCCAUUGAUGCCAUCAACUUAAGUGGGUUUAAAAAAAAAAUCUGAGUAAUCCAGUUUUAUGUUGGUGUGAAGCUGUGCUGUUGAAUUAGUGCCUAUGAUCUGGGUCAAAUCCUUUGAGAGGUAUUACUUUCUUUACCCUCUCCACAUCAUGGAGAAAAAUUCACUGUUUUUUCUAAGAGACCCGAUUCUUUGGCCUUGCGUUCCAUCUUGAUUGAUUGGGUAACACCCUUGUUGAUCUGCUAAUCCUGUUGCUUAGGACAUGUGGUCUUUUACUUGCACAAACCUCCAGAUUGUCUGAGGGAGAUAAGCAAUCUCAAUGUUAUAUUUUUUGUCAGUGUAAUUUUUUUAUGAUUAAUUUCAAGGAAUAGUUAAAUGAGAUUUUAUAUAUCUUAGUAGAAGUGCCAAUUUAAUGAAUGUUGAAUUAUGUUUACUUUCCUUGUGGGGAUGAUCAAGAGUUUAUUGUACAUAUAAUAUUCACAAAUUGAGACUUUGGUCAAUGAAAAUAAUGUAAUUGGAAUAUAAUUUUUUGAAAAACUUGUGGUUUUUGUUCAAAUGUCACCAGAAUUAAUUAUAUUUGGUGCUACAUUUUUUUUGUUGCAUAUUAAAAGCAUUCAUCUUAAUCUUUGAAUGAAUCUAGGAAUAUUUGUAAAAUAUUUUCACUGUGUAUUAUUUGUUACACUUUUUAUGUAACUUAGUCUUUUUUAAUAUGUACAUAAUAGUUAUUUAACAAUGUUACCUGGUGAAUUUGUUUGUUUGUUUUUGUGUUUUUUGUAUACAUACCUGCAGCUCAGGGUACUUUGUGGCAGCUUCUUUUUCUUUUGAACUUUUGAAAGAAGGGUUGGAAGUCUUAGGUAAUCACCUUGUAUAUUUUUGGAUAUUGUAUAGUGUUCUUUAUGUAUUGUACAUGUUUCUGUAAUGAAAGAGUUGUAGAUGCUUUUGCUUUGAAUAUAUUUAACUUCCAAAAUAUACAAUAUUGUUUGUUAGGUCAACAGUAGAUUCAGAAAAUUAGUUCAUUAAUGAUUGAUGAAAUCUUUCAUUGAGAAAUAUGAAGUUUUCAAAUCAUGGGAAUAAAUAUUUUUGUACAAUUUCUCUGGAGACAUGAAAGAGUUCAUAAUUAUAUGUUGUAUGCAACCAGUAUCUUGUGAGAAGAGGGUUUUUUUUGGAGGGGAAGAUAGCCUUGGUUAUGGAGUUUGAACUUUUAUGUAAAAACCGAUUCAAGCACAAAUAAUCUUUAUUUCCACAAGAAUGAUCUGCAAUCAGUCUAAUUUUGGUAAAGAUGGGGGACUGUAUCAAAAAUAAAGAGCUUGCUAAUCCCAUGUAAAUCUACUGUAGACUCGUACAACGAAUGUAUCUUGAUAUUUGGAUUUGAAUAUGUGUUAUAGUCUUUGCAAUUCAUAAAAUUACUUCCUGAAUGUGUUUUGACUCAAAAUUCAAGGUGUAGAUAAUAUAAAUAUUGACAACGAAAAGCUAUUUAUUACACAAUCUCAAAUGAAGUGGUUUAAACAGUGAAUUCCUAGUCAGCAGUUCUGUGAGAAUCCUUGUUUGCUGUUUCAGAUUAAAUGUUUGUGGGCCUAUUACUGUUUGACCAUUACCUAUUAUUUCAUGUUGUGGUGUGUAAGAUUUGUAUUUAUGGCUGUUGAUGUCCUCACAAGCUAUCAUGAAAUAUUUGGGAUAUAUUUUAUAUUUUAAAUUCUUUAGAAAUACUUUAAUUCUGCAGGUUGCACUUCCUACAGAAUGAUUAUUGCCAUGUAAUAAUCAUUGAAAUUUUAAAUAUUGUUUUACUGAGCAUAUAUUAGUUGUUUUAUAUCCUGACUAUCUUAACUGUUAUGUUGUUUUGUAAAAUCUAUUCAAUGAGGAAGAAAUUGGCUAUAAAAUAGUCUACAAAAUAACAAGACCUAAACUUUUUUACUCUAGUUUUCUAAGCAUUUUUACAAAAAUAAGAGAAUGGAGAUUCAAAAUCUUGUUUUCAAAUCUUCCAUGUUUUAUAAAUAAUAAAAAUUAUGAAGAUGGUUUUGUAGAAUAAAUGUUCUAAUAGCUCAAGAGGGUUUUCUGCAAUAUGCAGAUCAUUUUCUGUCUGUUUUUUCAUGCAUGUUCUCAUCAAUAUAAAAUUGUAAAUGAGAUGGUUAACAGUAGUAAUAGAAUAUAAUAGCUAAGUCAAGAAUUGCUCACAUUUCCUCAGUGUUUAUAAGAUAUUUUGUAAACUGAUAAAAGGAUUCAUGCAUAAUCUUAAAUUGGGCACAGUUUUUUUUGAAAAAGCUGAGUUAGUUCUGAAUUUGGCAACUGUUGAAAUGUUUUUCUCUUGAAAAGAAGAGAUUUUUUCCAUGUAGAUCAGGUAGACUUUUACAGUUUGGUAUUACGUAAAGUCACCAGUGUCUUAGUGGCUCCAAGAUUGACGCAGGUUGCACCAAUUAUUAGAAUAAAAUGGUGUCAUUGAUGAAAACAGUAUAUUUUUAUUAGAUAAAUUAGAUAAGGUGUUCCAUAUGUAAAUCUUCACCUUGAUGGUGUCUUAGUUUUUGUCUUCUUAAUGGAUGUUUGAGGCACAGGUCUGGACCAUAAUUGAGUUACCGCAACUUGGCACAUGAGUGUCAACUCAGUAUUUACAAUUGUAUAAUAAUGUGUGUUUCAGUGAGUGAUUGAUGCUCUACAAGAUGAAGAUUUGCAAGGAAAGUUGGUUGUAGUUCCUUUUUGGGCUUGCAAACAACAAAGCUCAGCUUGGAAAAUGAGGGUGUCUAUUGUCCUGUGAUGUGCUCCUGAGAAGUGUGCUACGUUUCAGUGGCAAAUCAUAGUAAUGUGUACUGCAUUUGUAACUAUGGUUUAUAUUUUGUACCCGGUUUACAUUUCUACCUGACUGUUGUUUUAUAGAAUAAUAUUUUGCACGAAGCAAGAGAAGAUUGUAUGUGCUCAUGCAUGCUGCUUACAUACCAAAAGCAAUAUUGGUGCCUGUAAUAUCAGGUUGUGGGGUGUAUCUAGCUCAGCAUUGACGUGUUUUAUUAUUGUAUAUUCCAUAUUUUUUGAUCACGUGUACCUCCCUGUUGACAUCCCAUCAGCCUAGGAUGGUGUGAAAUGAUAUUGACCAAUGCAGUUUAUAAUCAUACUACUCUGUAGCAAAUCUUAUAGCAUUGAUGGUGAAGAUAUCUGGGUUAUAUUGUACAUGGAUAUAUUUAUACUUGGAGCACUGUUAUUUUUGUAGAGUUUACUGACUAGAGUGCAGCUUCAGUAUCCCUGAGCUGCUCUAUUUAUUGCAGUGAUUCUGCGCAUUUGCACUGGAAAAGGAGAAUAGACCUUUUUUCAAAAAAGAAAUAAUCUUGUUUUAUUUAUAAAUUUGCCUUAUAGAACAAUGCAAAGAGCUUUAUUGCAGAUUUUUAUUUGGAAGGUG
Molecule: messenger RNA, 8279 nt
Organism: Gryllus bimaculatus (two-spotted cricket)
Lineage: Eukaryota; Metazoa; Arthropoda; Insecta; Orthoptera; Gryllidae
Source: the annotation of a GenBank genome assembly